Molecule: messenger RNA, 3036 nt
Organism: Drosophila takahashii
Lineage: Eukaryota; Metazoa; Arthropoda; Insecta; Diptera; Drosophilidae
Source: RefSeq, a predicted model, not a curated record
UCGGCUAUACAUCGCAUCCAACGGAUACCCAAAGCCAAUAGCCAGCAACAAAUGCCUUGGAAAAUAUUUUUGAAAAAUUCCAAGUCUCAAACAAAACCAACUAAUUCAAAUGAGCCUGAUUAAAGUGAAAAGUGCAUUGCGCGGCUACAGAUACUGAUUUUGUUUUAAAAAUCGCACACCCGAAACCAGUUAAAAAAGGAAAUAAACACAGUUGAAAAAAAAAAUUUUCGAGUGCCCCAGUGCCAGUGCAAGAAGUUCCCGCAAAAUAAAUCAAAUUUCGUGCAACGCGAAAAUACCCAAGAGAUAUAUUCGAAUAAAAUACAGCUGAAUAUCGUGCCGUCGAAGCGUCGCUGUUGACAAAAGUGCAAUACAAGUAUAUACACCCAAUAAUAAUAUAUUUAUUACAACCAAUUACAUAUUGUUAAUCAAAAGUAAUAAAAUACGCAAAUCAAGGCGAAAUAUGGCAUGCAGAUAACAAAAAGUGAGGUUGACGAAAUACAAAUUGCAAGAGUAACAAAACGGAAAAAAACCAAACUGAAAUAAAAUCUACACGCCCGGAUUUGAUUGCAUUUUUUUGCGGUGUAGUUGUAAAUUUGUUGAUGCUGCUUUUCUGCCCGAAGUAUCAGAUUCAGAUACGCCGUACACAUCCAUAUGCAUAAUCGAGUUUCUACAAAUUCUGACUUCUGAAUUUCCGCUCGGACUCCCAAGCUCAGCAGAAAAUUAAAAACUCUUUCGUCAGUCAAAUGAUAGACUCGCGACGAUACUACGCACAAACCCAUGUUGGAUUAUAAUUUAUACCCUUAAAUUUGGGGGCUACAAUGCGGCCAGAAGUAUACGAUGUUAUCACAGUUCACGCUGCCCAAUGUCAGGACUUUGAUUUUUACACUGAUGAUUGUUGCGGCUGCUUUUCCGAGGCCAGCAUGCGCCGCGAAAAAUGUUUUAACACUGAGCAAACACAGCGAACUUGCGCUGCACAUCAAUUCGCACGGCAAAGUGACCGCCGAGAACAUAUUGCGGACAUAUCAAUACUUCACAAUGGAAGCUGUCAACGAUGUGUUCAGCCUGGACUUCAAAAUCACCAUCUAUUCGGCGGAUGUAGACUACUAUCUGUGCUUCCAUCAAGGCAGACUGGUUGGAAAGAGAAACGCCACAAAGGACUGUCACUUUAAAGAGGGGAUUUUUAUGGGCAAUCAGCACUUUACUAGUGCUUACAAUCCAGUGCUGCGAGUGGGUUUCAAGGGAAACUUUAAGCCAAUGGGCCUGAAUGAUUUUUCCAAGCCAAAAGUGAUGAAGAAGGCCAUUCUAUAUUUCUUUCCUGUGAGUGAGGAGAAAUUCAACUCACAUUUGGCUGAAGUUUUGAAAAGCACUACCACUACCACAACAACAACAACAACAACUACAUCAACCACAACAACAACAACACCACCCAGUACUACCAAAAUCAGCUCCACAACAACGACAACAACAACAGCAAGCCCAGUGGCGGUCACAAAACGUACGCGUUCAAAGACGCGUCGCCCAACAAGUAUUAAUAGCGAUAGUAGCAACAGCAAUAACCCCGAAAAGAUCAGCAACAGCAAGAGUAAUAGCCUUAAGAGCCACAACCAAGCCAAUAGCAACAACAACAACAAUAAUGAGCUGGACCUGCAGCAACAACAGGUGAUUCUGCAAAGGAAUCGCCAGAAACAUCGCCGCCAGCGAUUGGAGCGCAGGAAGCAGCAGCAGCAACAUCGCCGUCGCCAUCGGCAAUACGGCACAGUGGGCGUGAUGGCCCAACCGCAGCCCAAAAACCUUGUGGUCCGUCAUCAUCACAAUAAUGCCACCAUAAUGGAGCGACGCCGACGUCGCCGCUUGGAGCGGCAGCAGCACAAGUUGCAGCGGGAGUUGUGGGAGCAGGAGCAGCGGGAGGCGGGCGACAGGGAGCGGGAACGCGAGCGGGUGGAGCACCUGCCCAAGGCCACCUCCUCGGCCUCGUCCUCCUCCUCCUCCUCGUCGACGGCCACCUCGACGGCCCUGACCGCCACGGCCGCCUCGUUGGCACCCAGCGCCUUCAAUCUGGUGGCCAUAAUGGCCGCCAGUCGUCGCAAGCGGGACAGGCGAAAACGCUCGACAGGUGGAGCCACAAGUGGUGCGGGUGCAACAGGUGGUGGUGCCACAAGGGGCAACAAGGAUGCUGAUAUGCAACUGGUGGAGCUACCCUCGCAGCGAUUGCAGCAGCAGGAUGAGCAGGAUGACCGCCACCCACAAAACGAAUACUCAAAACCCUAUGUUAAUAGUAACUUAAACUUAAACUUAAAUGUAAACCUAAACGUAAACCAACUAAUUGAUAGUAAUAGCGCUAAUGUUAAUCUUGCAAUACCUGCCUUGCCAAAAAACUACAACUACUUGUACAGUAACGAGCAUUAUAAUUUGAAUACUAAAAGUAGCACGACUGAUUCUAGUAGUUUAGACGAUAGCACUAAGUUCGAUAGUCCAAAUAGCCAUAGCCCUAGCCAUAGCCACAGCGCGUUCAAUCAGAAUAUUGACAAUAAUCUUAAGCAAUUAAACGAUCGAAUUGACCUUGUUUCAACCGAAAAUCGGAAGAAGACCGAGGAAGGUGAGACAGAGACAGUUUCAACCGAAACUGUUGUGCAGAAUCGCAAUCAUAUUGAUGCUAAUAAUAUAAUCGACGAUAGCUAUUCGAACGACGAGAAGCACGAAGGGCUGAUUCUAAAGAAACUUCUUCGUGGCCUUCAAAAGCUGCAACAGCAACACGAGCAGCAGCAACAGCAACAGCUACAGCACCAGCAACAACCUAAUAUUGAUAACCCUAACGAGAAUAUUAAUGUUGUUAACGAUAAUCAGAAUCAUAAUGAUAAUGGGCUGCUGACAAAUAAUAACCAUAAUAGUAAUUACAAUGAGCAAUUUGCGAAUGACGAUGAAACGAUACGAAUUCAAAAUAAUAAAUAUGAAACACAUAUAGUACAAUACAAACAUGCGGUAUUUAUUUGGAAAAUAGUGGGGGUCCUUUUGGGAUUUUUUUCAGCCAUUCCUUAA